AUGAAGGCAGACAUCGUGGACAAGAUCAAAGAGGAAGUUCAGAAACAGCUCGACACGGGAUUCCUUGAAGUGGUAGAUUACCUAGAGUGGAUCGCCAAUGUAGACCCAAUCGCAAAGAAAAAUGGAAAGAUCCGAGUAGAUGUAGACUAUCGUGAUCUCAACAAAGCAAGCCCUAAAAAUAGCUUCACACUACCACACAUCGACGUGCUAGUAGAUCAUGCAGCAGGCCAUCAACUCCUACCAUUCAUGGACGGAUUCUCAGAACGCAGGAGCAACAUAUCAACGAGCUGCCACAAUGAUUCUUCACGAUAUGAUACACAAGGAAGUAGAAGUCUAUGUCGACGAUAUGAUUGUAAAACAAAAGAUCGAGAAGGGCACAUCCAAAAUCUUAACAAAUUCUUACAAUGCAUUAGGAAGUUCCAACUUUGGCUCAACCCAAAGAAGUGCACAUUUGGUGUGACAGCAGGAAAGAUGUUAGGCUUCUUAAUCACACAAAGAGGAAUUGAGGUUGAUCCGAGCAAGAUAGAAGAGAUCACGGCAAUGCCACCUCCACAAAGCGAGAAAGAAGUGAAAAAUGAAAGAUUCGUCUGGGAUGACGCUUGUCAAAACGCAUUCGAGAAGAUAAAGGGAUAUCUCAAGGAUCCUCCUAUUCUGAUGCCGCCAAGACCAGGAGUACCGCUAAUCCUAUACUUAACAGUCACGGAAAACGCAAUGAGUAGUCUACUGGCCCAAGAAAAUGAGGAGAAGAUGGAAGUCGCAGUCUACUACAUAAGCAAGCGCAUGACAGGCUACAAACUUAAUUACUCGCCAGUAGAAAAGAACAUGUUAUGCAUCGACCAGCCUCAAGCAUCACAGAUUAUGGAGGAAGUACACGCAGGAACAUGUGGCCCACACAUGAACGGAUCAGCACUCGCUAAAAGGAUCCUUCGCUUUGGCUAUUACUGGCAGGACAUGGAAUAA
Molecule: messenger RNA, 960 nt
Organism: Impatiens glandulifera
Lineage: Eukaryota; Viridiplantae; Streptophyta; Magnoliopsida; Ericales; Balsaminaceae
Exons: 4
Coding region: 1-960 (319 amino acids)
Source: RefSeq, a predicted model, not a curated record